AUGAAGAACUCUGUCAUUGCUCUUACCCUCAUUGGUGCUGCGGCUGCCCACCCGGCUGCCUUCAGGACCAAACGCGAGGUUCCUCAGGAACACGCUCACCGCAACGUUAACCUUGCUGUCAACACCCUGUUGAAGCUGAACAACCCAGACAACAUCCAGGAUAGUGUCUUUGCUCUACUUGGAGCGAAGGCGGCCGCACAGGGUGCUGGAGACAUCGCUGAUGCAGACUGCCUUCAGCAAGCCGUAGCUGACCAAGCCUUCACCAACGCUAAGGAAGCUGGUGAUGUCGAGGGCAUGACCAUGGCUCUCAUUUACCGUACUUUGGAACGAAACACAGGCUCCGUCGGUCUGGCUUCCGUUCCCUGCCAAUCCAUUCAGGCCGUCAACCCUGAGAUCGCUGCACUUCAGCAGCAUCAGGACCCUGCCGGUGAUGGAGCUCAGGCGCUCAACAAGCAGAUUGCCGAAGAGCUCGCACGCCAGAUCGCCUCAGUUGGAGGUGACCCAUUGAUGGCUAACGAGGCUUCGACUUUCGCGCCUGGCAAGAUCGGUGACCCAACCGGUGCCGGCAACACUUGCGACGUCGAUACUGAUGAUGCGGGAUGCAUCAACACUCAGAACCUUCGUGUUGAUGAUCUCACCGAAGACGAGAUUGCUGCUGCGGUCGCUGGUGUCAGUGGGGCUGCUGGUAACGGCACUGCUGCAGCCGGUAACGCUGCUGCUGGUAACAAAAACUCCAACGCUGGCAACGGAAACAACGCCAACGCUGGGAAUGACAAUAACAAUGCCAAUGCUGGUAACAACAACAAUGCCAACGCUUGUAACAACAACAAUGCCAAUGCUGGAAACGGUGGCAACAAUGCCGCUGCUGGUAAUGCUGCUGCUGGUAAUGCUGCCACUGGUAAUGCUGCCACUGGUAAUGCUGCCACUGGUAAUGCUGCCACUGGUAAUGCUGCCACUGGUAAUGCUGCCACUGGUAAUGCUGCCACUGGUAACGCUGCUUCUGGUAACGGUGCCGCCGCAUUCGGCAGCUGCGACCCUACCAUCACCUUUGGUAUUCCUUCUGAUGGCCGUAAAGAGGAGGCUUUCGAGCCCACCGACCUGAGCACCUUCAACCACGGGUCUGCUCAGAAGAUUGAUAUCAUUUCACAAUUCAUCUGCUCACAGAUGUCUAACAAGUGCAAUGUAGACGCUGCAGCUGUCAGCACCUGCGAUGCUGCUGCGUCUGCCGCUUCGGGACUUACAGGUCAGGCGGCUGCAGAUGCUUUCAACUCUGCUCUCGGUCUGUAG
Molecule: messenger RNA, 1287 nt
Organism: Alternaria atra
Lineage: Eukaryota; Fungi; Ascomycota; Dothideomycetes; Pleosporales; Pleosporaceae
Exons: 2
Coding region: 1-1287 (428 amino acids)
Source: RefSeq, a predicted model, not a curated record